This is a messenger RNA of Cetraspora pellucida, 133 nucleotides long. The record is from the annotation of a GenBank genome assembly. Lineage: Eukaryota; Fungi; Glomeromycota; Glomeromycetes; Diversisporales; Gigasporaceae.
AUGAAUCUGAAAUCAGUCAAAUUAAAAAAAAUAUUAGAAGAUUUAACUAAUGAUGAAUCUGAAAUUAGACAGAUUAAAAAAAGUGUGGAUGAUUUAACUAGUGAUAACUCUGAAAUUAGUCAAAUUAAAAAAG